Molecule: messenger RNA, 1439 nt
Organism: Musca domestica (house fly)
Lineage: Eukaryota; Metazoa; Arthropoda; Insecta; Diptera; Muscidae
Product: ubiquitin-like domain-containing CTD phosphatase 1
Exons: 2
Coding region: 148-1110 (320 amino acids)
Biological process (GO): protein dephosphorylation
Cellular component (GO): nucleus
Molecular function (GO): protein serine/threonine phosphatase activity; protein binding
Source: RefSeq, a predicted model, not a curated record
UUGUUCUUCAUACUAGGAUAUCAUUUCACUUGGCAAUCUCCUACAUACUCGGAUAUCAGUCUACUUAGUAUACCAAUGCAUCAUUUUGGCGAGGCAAAUGGUAAUGGUUAAUUAAGGAAUAGAAAUUAAUUUGAAAUAUUGGCAAACAUGAGUGAAGUUCGGGAAAUUACGAUUGUGGUUAAGUGGAGUGCCAAGGAAUAUCCCAUAACCGACUUAACGGAUCAGGAUACGGUAGCUGUGCUACGUCAUGAGAUAUUCAAAAGAACUUUGGUGCGUCCCAAUCGCCAAAAGCUGCUCAACUUGAAAUAUAAAGGUAAACCGGCGGAAGAUAGCUUAAAGUUAGGGAACUUAGAGCUUAAACCCAAUUUUAAAUUGAUGAUGGUCGGUUCAACAGAGGCUGAUAUUGAGGAUGCCUGCCAAAAGCCCGAUGAUAUUGGUGAGAUCAUCGAUGAUUUGGAAGAUAACGACAACGAAGAAGAGUCCUUGGAAAAUUCGGCAAUUUAUUUGGCCAAAAUUCAAAAACGCAUUAAGGACUAUACCAUUACUGAACUCAAUCCCCCACGUCCAGGAAAGCAUUUAUUAGUUUUGGAUAUAGAUUACACUUUAUUCGACCAUCGUUCUUCCGCUGAGUCAGGAUCGGAAUUGAUGCGACCCUAUUUACAUGAAUUUCUCACAUGUGCCUAUGAGCAUUAUGAUAUUGUUAUUUGGUCGGCAACGGGCAUGCGUUGGAUUGAGGAGAAAAUGAAACUUCUGGGUGUUUCGAAUCAUCCAUCUUAUAAAAUUAUGUUUUAUUUAGAUUCGCACGCCAUGAUCUCUGUGCACACACCGGAUCGCGGUGUAAUCGAUGUUAAACCCUUGGGUGUUAUAUGGGGUCUUUAUCCUCAGUAUUCAGCUGCCAACACAAUUAUGUUUGAUGAUAUAAGACGUAAUUUUCUUAUGAAUCCACGUUCUGGCCUACGCAUUAGACCUUUUCGCCAAGCCCACUUGAAUCGUAGCACGGACAAGGAACUGCUAAAGCUAUCUAAAUAUUUAACAGAUAUAGCUACGAAUUGUAAGGACUUUUCAAAAUUGAAUCACCGCAAAUGGGAGCACUAUGAUCCGCGUAAAUAGUAUAAGGAUUUUGUGUAUUCAAAUUAUAAAUGUACAUUUGUUUUAAUAUAUAAGUGCUCUUAACGAACAAAAUUGAAAAUAGAAAACAAUGAGAAUGGUGGAUUUGUAGCUUAUGCUUUUUUAACUAAUGCAUUUCAAUUAGCAUUUUGUAAAACAGGGUUCUGAUUGUGACAGCUAUGCAUUAGGAAUGAAAUCUCAAUUUUAUCUCUCGCUUGAAAAAAAUUAUUCAGAAAAACAAUUAGAACCCAGCUAAAAUCAAUCAAUCUAUUUGUUAUAUAUGAAUGUCCAGAAAUAAAUAGUGCUUGCACUGUCGAUGAGUAUACAUUGAA